UCGGAUUUCAUUCCAAGUUUGAUGGGUUCUGGAUAGAAUGAAAGAAUCAUGUGUACGUGCUUUCCGAAGUCACUCAACUCUGACAAACCCGUAUUUGGUUAGCAACAUCUAUCUCGCUGUGAAAAAAAUAAUCCAAUUAAUUUUUCGCCAAUUAGAAUAAAAAUCACUGCGCAGUUUUAGCUUCCCAUUAGUUGUUCUUAGACUCGCAACAGACACGGACUUCGAGUCAGAAGGUUCAAAAUGAAGUUUACACUACUAACGAUUUUAAGCUGUUGCUUCGUAUUCGCUUGUGCAAAGCAGCAAGCAAAAAAGUUUGUUUAUGCUAAAAAAUUUGAUGGCUUACCAAAAGUCAGUGAUUUUCAAUUGGAAGAAGAAACGUUGCCAGAGCUGAAAGAUGGAGACGUUUUGGCCGAGGCAUUGUUUUUAAGUGUGGAUCCGUAUAUGCGAUCGUUUGGCGAAUUUCUUCCAGCUGGUAUGGGAAUCACGAUGCCCGGCGGUCAAGUUGCAAAAAUAAUUGAAUCGAAAAAUGCGGAUUAUCCAAAAGAUGCCAUUAUUUAUGGAUCAUUAGGUUGGCGCACGCACACAGUUUUCAAUCGCAAUGUUACACAAGAUCCGUACUCAAUUCCAACAUACAUUUUGCCAUCGUUUGCCGAUCUUCCUCGCAGUCUCGGCCUUGGAACAUUGGGUAUGCCAGGUAAUACGGCUCAAUUUGGUUUAUUAGAAAUAAUUCAACCUAAAGCGGGUGAGGUUCUGGUGGUUUCUGGAGCAGCUGGAGCCGUUGGUAAUUUGGUGGGUCAAAUUGCCAAAGCAAAAGGAUGCAAAGUUAUUGGCAUUACCGGUAGCGAUGAAAAAUGUAAAUGGCUUACAAAUGAUUUAGGUUUUGAUCAUGCUAUCAAUUAUAAAAACGAGUCGGUGAACGAUGUUUUGAAGAAGUAUGCACCACAGGGUGUUGAUUGUUACUUCGAUAAUGUUGGCGGUGAAAUCAGUUCAACCGUUAUAAAUCAGAUGCGAGAUUUUGGCCGGAUCGCUGUAUGUGGAUCGAUUUCAUCGUACAAUUUACCAUUCGGUCAAUGGCCACAAGCCACAAUCAUACAGCCAACAGUCGUUUUCAAACAAUUGAAAAUGGAGGGCUUUCUCGUUCAACGCUACUGGUCGAAAUGGUUCGAUGGCAUUGCACAGUCGAAACGGUGGAUUGACGAAGGCAGAUUGAAAUAUCAUGAAACAAUUACCGAAGGAUUUGAAAAUAUGCCACAGGCAUUCAUUGACAUGCUUCAAGGUAAAAAUUUCGGAAAAGCUGUGGUCAAAGUUUAGAUUGAAAAUAAUGAAAUAAGUGGAAUAAAGGUUAAAACGACUCAUUUGUUUGAAAAUUAUUUUAUUAAAAUAUUUGAAAGUAUAAAAAAUGAAUUUUUUUUUGUUGAAAAUGAAUA
This is a messenger RNA of Sitodiplosis mosellana (orange wheat blossom midge), 1427 nucleotides long. Its product is annotated as prostaglandin reductase 1-like. The coding region runs from base 241 to 1311 and encodes 356 amino acids. Gene Ontology annotation, biological process: prostaglandin metabolic process. Gene Ontology annotation, molecular function: 2-alkenal reductase [NAD(P)H] activity; 15-oxoprostaglandin 13-reductase [NAD(P)+] activity. The transcript is spliced from 3 exons. NCBI's taxonomy places the organism in Eukaryota, Metazoa, Arthropoda, Insecta, Diptera, Cecidomyiidae. Gene Ontology annotation, cellular component: cytoplasm. The record is from RefSeq and is a predicted model, not a curated record.